This is a messenger RNA of Daucus carota subsp. sativus, 4570 nucleotides long. RefSeq lists its product as uncharacterized. Lineage: Eukaryota; Viridiplantae; Streptophyta; Magnoliopsida; Apiales; Apiaceae. The record is from RefSeq and is a predicted model, not a curated record. Gene Ontology annotation, molecular function: mRNA binding. Gene Ontology annotation, biological process: mRNA splice site recognition. The transcript is spliced from 9 exons. Gene Ontology annotation, cellular component: U1 snRNP; U2-type prespliceosome. Bases 145 to 1200 code for a protein of 351 amino acids.
CCCCUCGUUGUGGUCGGCGUCUCCCCCUAACAUUCGUUCACCCAAGACAUCAAAUCAUCACCCGUCUUAUAAGAACCCUAAAAAACCAAACCCCUCACCCAUAAUAUCCCCCAUUCCCCCAAAUUAGGUUUUAAUCAUUCCACCAUGGACGCUCAACGUGCUUUACUUGAUGAACUCAUGGGCGCAGCUCGCAAUUUAACUGAAGAAGAGAGGAAGGGUUAUAAGGAAGUAACUUGGGACGAUAAGGAAGUGUGUAGUUUUUAUAUGGUUCGGUUUUGCCCUCAUGAUCUGUUUGUCAACACGAGGAGCGAUUUAGGACCGUGCCCGAAGAUUCAUGACCAGAAAUUGAAAGACAGUUUUGAGGCUUCCCCAAGACAUGAUUCGUAUGUGCCAAAGUUCGAAGCGGACCUGGCUCAUUUUUGUGAGAAGUUGGUAAUGGACUUGGACAGAAGAGUGAGGCGCGGGAGAGAACGUCUUGAUCAAGAAGUUGAACUUCCUCCUCCACCUGCGGUUCCAGUUGAAAAAUCCGAGCAGUUAUCUGUUCUGGAGGAGAAAAUGAAGAAUCUUUUAGAACAAGUAGAGGCCCUUGGUGAAGCAGGCAAAGUGGAUGAAGCUGAAGCAUUAAUGAGAAAGGUGGAUGUGCUUAAUGCAGAGAAGACAGCCUUGACUCAGCAACCCCAGAAUGACAAAGUUUUAAUGCUUGCACAAGAGAAAAAGAUGGCUCUAUGCGAAACUUGUGGUUCUUUCCUUAUAGCGAAUGAUGCGAUUGAGAGAACUCAGUCUCACGUCACUGGCAAGCAGCAUAUUGGUUAUGGCAUGGUCCGUGAUUUCCUGACCGAGUUUAAGGAAGCUAAGGAGAAAGCAAGAGAAGAGGAAAGGUUAGCGAGGGAGAAAGAAGUGGAGGAAAGAAGGAAACAGAGGGAAAAUGAAAUUGAGAGUAGACGUAGAAGAAGCAAUUCAAGUGAUCGAGAUAGAAACCGUUAUCGUGAUAAAGACAGAGAGCGGGGUAGGUCUCGAGACCAAGAUCGUCAAAGGUCUCACGAGAGGAAUGGAAGGGGAAGCCGUGAAGGGGGAAGAGGAUCAGAUUGGAAGUACAACAGUUCUAGAAAUGGAAGAGAGGGAAGUAGAGAUAGGUACCGAGAACGUAACAGGAGCAGAUCACAUUCCCCUAUUAGGCGUGGUCACAGAAGGUCACCCUGAAGUCCUGUCCCCUCAUAUUACUGAAUUCUGUACCUAAAUGUCUGAACUUUGUAGUCAGAAGAGCUUUGUAGAGACUAAACUCCUAUCACCAAAAUAUAAAUAGAGGAAGGAAUAGGGGGUGCCCGCUGACUGAUAAAGAGAAGGGUGGACAGGUCGAUUUGAGGACCAAAAUCCUGCUCCCAACUUUGAUCUUUUGGGGGUUUUCAUUGGACAUUUAUUCAAAUAGUUAAGAAGAGGAAGGUCCGUCUAUGUGCAUGUGUAGUCGAGCUGCUGAAAUCUUCUCAACAGUAAGGUAACCCACAAAUCUCAAAAUUUGAUCUGUUGGUCUGUUCGACAUCACCGGAUAAGCUCGAUUUUUAUGUAAUCACUGAGUUCAUCUGAACCUGAGUUUCACCUAAAGAAAAACACAAAAGAAAUUGUAUGGCCAUUGGCCAACCCAUUUGAGUUUUUCUGUGGAAGCUGUCGCUAAAAUAUAUAAACCAACAUAUACGACAUGUUAGCUAAAAAAUAUAAACCUAUGUAUAAGACAAACAUGAAUGGUGGCUUACAAGCUCAGGAGGGCGCAAUGAACCCUAGUAAUCCACAUUUAAAUUGGAUAUUACUUGAUGAAAAAUUGGUUAAAUGGCUGCAUCAUAUUUGAACAGGCUUGCAACUCUUGUCAUCACACUCAAAAGCUUGCAGGCAACUCACUAAACUAAGAAAAACUAGCAUCCAAGUAUUGCCAUAACACUUUGAUAGAAUGAAUGGAAAUGUGACAUGACAUGUCUAUUUAACAUCUCCAUGCUUCAGUAACCUUACCCGACCCGACCCAACCCAUUAAAUUAGAACACUUGCCCAUUGCACUAUUAACAUUUAAUAUUAACUCUCCUUAUUUGUUCCCCCAAAACCCAUUCCUCAUAGAUGAAACGAUCAAUGAGUUGGGUCUUUAAGUCUGAAAGUCUGAUUUUUAUUGGUUUUUAAGUCAGGUAUAGUUAUUUUCCGGUGAAGUUUGUGGACCCUUAUUUGGCAUAUGAGUUGAUGCUGAGUUUGUGGACCGUUAUGUGGCAUAUGAGUUGGAGCCGAGUUGGCUCCUGGGUGUCGAGAUUUAACGCUGUUCAAAGUUAAUGGAACUUAAUGCAGUGCAAGUGUUUUGAUUUUCAAUGACUCAGAAUGAAGUUUUUAUCUGUUCUCUAGUGUAAGUGCAUGUUUUUUGAGUUGAGGAACUUCUGUUCAAGGUUAAUGAAAAUUUAAUGACAGGGUUGUCUGUUUUUUUUUUUUUUUUUUAGCGACUGAGAUGCAUAUUUUCAGGAGUUUAGUACUUUAGUACGUAAGUGCAUGCAAUUUGAGCUUGGUUAUUCAAUUGCAAGUUAAUCACGAGUGUAGUAUGCAAGUGAAUGAUUGCACACAAUUUGAGUUUGGUUAUUCAAUUUUAAAUCAAGAAUCGAGUUUAAUUAUGAAUUAGCCAUAACCCUUGGAAACUAAAUGUAUUUGCAUUGGUGUAUAUAUAAAAAUAAAAACAACAGAACACAAAUCCCAUUUGUAUAUUUGAACGAAUAUCGAGCCCAUCACUGUAAAAUACAAUAAUUUAUUUAAAGUUGUAAAAUACAAUAUAUUUAUUUGAAGUAAUAAUUUAGUAGUAGUUGAAUGCAUAUACAUUAUAGUUGUUUGACUUUAGUUACCUAUGCUAUUUACAAUAUAUAGAAUUAAAUACUUUAUACGAAAUAGUAUGUUAUAAAUGAGCGCAACCAUGAAUCAACUCAACCCAGUCCGCUGGUCUCACAAGUCAUAAGCAUAGCCUGAUAAGGAAUAGUCCAUUAGAUCACUCGUAAAUCUUAUAUAUCAUUUAUCCUUAAAUUUAGCAGCCGUAAUUUGAUAAUGAACAGUCCAUUAGAUUACUCGCAAGUCUUAUUCAUCAUUUACCCUUAAAUUUAGCAGUUAUAAUUGACUAACUGUAAUUUUAGUUUCUGAGUUUGAUUGUACAUUUACAUUAGAUUAGUCCUAAGUCUAUUUAUCAUUUACUCCAAUUUCGAUAUUGUAAUUGACUACGUAUGACUUUAUAAUUUCGAUCUUCUAUCUUUGAUUUAGGAUUGUUAUUGUGCCGAUAUUAUAUAUUUAUAUCAAUAUCUUUAAUGUGUAAUGUUUAUAGGGUACCAGUCCAAGCAAUCAUAUGCCGUUAGAUGAAAUACAGUGGCCAGGAUUAUUACAUUUUUUUUUUAACAUGUCCAGCGCUCUUAAGAUUCGUCCAGUGCUUCUUAAAAAGAAGCGCGGGACGGGAUCAUUUUCCCCAUAUAGUGGUUAAAAAGCGCUGGACAUAUUAAAAAUUUGUUAUAAUCCCGACCGUUUGAUAAUCAUCCAACGACCCAAAGUCUAUAAAUUACUUAGACACCUCUUUGACAAUCAUGUCAGGGACCGUACCCAUAUUUAUAAUGAUCCAUAGUUGAUUCUUGAUUGAUUUGAAACAUUUAUAUUAAAUCUUUGAUCUUUGACUUAGGAUUUUUAUCAUGUUGAUAUUAUAUAUUUAUAUUAAUAAUAUAUGCAACGUGUAAUGGUUAUAAUGAUCUUCUUAGUUGAUAUUUGAUUGAUUGUUUGACAUUAUAAAAAUUAAAAGUAUCAUACGACACAACUUGAUCAACCCCACCCGAUCCAACCAAACUCAUCAUGUACUCGGAGGUCUGAGUUGAAUAUUGUUUUUAGGUUAAUUGGUUGAAAUUUUAUGAACCAAAUUAAUAUUAGGUCACUUAAAGAGUAAAUUUUAGGGUGGUGGCCGGAGUAUGUAGGUUGUUAGAAAAAAGUGGCUAGACUUCCAAUAUAACAAAUAUAUGGCUGGACUUCACCUCCGCCUUUUAGAAGCGUGGCGCUCGUCAAAAAGACACUAACAGUAACAAAGCCGGGGUAAAAGUUGGUUUUAACAAAAAACAAUGGUCCUAUUGUUUGUGUGUAUAUAUGUAAAGCGAACACACCACCUGAAUAAAAUCCUAGUAAAAUUAAUCUUUCUUCCUUUCUUCCUUGCAUUCUGAUCUGAAAUAGCUUCGAGACAUGGAAUAUUGUCAUUAUGGCAGGGGGUGGCUUGGACAUAUGCAAAUGUUGGGAGGCGUUUCAACAGUUGCUGUGAUUUUUUCCAAUGGGUGGAUGCUCUCCUUUACAAUCGAGCUAAAGUUGUCCUACCUGGACUGUUGAGGAGGUUAAGCACUAUGGAGGCUGAACAUGAGAAGCAAAUGGUUGAAUUUCAAAAGAGGGAAAGUAGGAAACAGAUGUUUUGAAUGGUGUUCGGCUAUGCAUUUUUCUUUGUUUUUUUAUGUAUUUUGUGACACAGUGGAGCAAUGUAUGUGCAUAGGGUUGGUAAAUUGUUGGCGUAAUGAAGUUUGGUAGAUGAGAGAAAUGAGCGCUUGAA